GCCCAGUUUGCUUCCUCCAAGUCGGGUGCCUUUCGUGCGCCUUCCAGAAGAAACUUUUCUCCUGGCCCUGCUCUCGGUGGCUUGGGGUCGGGAUUGCAGGUUUGCUGGGAUGUUGAGCCAGCCUGCAGCCCGUUCCCCGCAGGUGAUCGCGCGGCCCAGCCAGGGCCCCGGCCCAGGCAGCUCUUCCUCGGCUGUUCUGGGUCUGGUCCGCUCGUCCAGUCGUCGCCGAAAUGCCCAUUCUCCCGAGAACUCGCCAGAGACCGCUGCGGCUUUGAAACGCACACUGGAAGCCCUGAUGGACAGAGGGGCCAUCGUGAGGACCUUGGAGAACCUGGGGGAGCGAGCCCUCCCCUACAAGAUGCGCGCCCACAGCCAGCAGCACAGCAGAGGAGGGUAUUUCCUGGUGGACUUCCACGCACCCACCACCACCGUGGAGAGCAUGCUGGAGCACUUGUCUCGAGACACCGAUGUGAUCAGGCCCAACAUCGUGCGGCACCCGCUGGCGCAGGAGGAGCCAGAGUGUGCGGGGAUUGUCCCGGUGCCACUUGAAGAAAAACUGUAUUCCACCAAGAGGAGGAAGUAGAGGACCCGGACUCCGCCUCUGGAGUUCUCUCUUGAGCACCAGAGGCUCAGCGACCGGCCUGGCGGUCUGACCUUUGUAAAGUGGGCCCCGGGGGCUGGUGGUUUUCCAGGGCUGGUUGAGUCCUGCUGCCUCCGCUUUGCCACAGUGAGGGGGCGGGGGGCUGCCCAGAUUGGGCCCAUUCGUGUCAUCCUGGGUCAGUGGGGACUUUUCCCCUAAAUAAACGAACGCCACUUGCAAGAGCAGUUUGUCAGAAUUGCCCGGGACGGUGUCACCACGAAAAGUGAAGGCAUGCGGUCACGUGCCGCAGGGGCCACUUCUGACCAGAGGAAUACGUGCGGCCGAAAGCCUGGGGAGCUGUUUCGUUUCUUCUGGCACCCAAGCCUCCAGCAUUGGGUGUGUGUAUGGGGGCCCUCAGCUCCGCGCCUGGCCCCCAGCCCCAGCCCCCCUCAUCCUCUCACCCGCCCUCCUGUGCGGAGCUGGGCCUCCGCUGCGAGGGCACAGAGAGGGCCUCCGAGGGGGGCUUGGCAAGGCAGCAGGUGAGCCCCGGUUGUCAUCCCGGGCGGGGCAGGUGGGGGCAAGCGCAGGUGCGGGAGGAAGGCCGGGAGCCCCAGGGCGGCACCUCACGCUGGAGCGAAUGCAGAGCGGAGCCUGGAGCCUGGCGGUGGGGGGUGGGGGCACCCCUUGCCCUUAGGGCCGGUGAAGCAUCACAUCCUUGGGGGGGGAGCUCUGUCAUCUCCCUCAGAAAUGCAGCCUGUCUCCCCUCCUUCCCCUGCUGUGGUGUAUAUGGCACUGUUCUGCCAAAGGAUGUGGGUUUUAUUCAGUUUAUAUUGUCCGUUUUCCUCCAGGUGGACUCUAAGGCCCUUGGGUGCGAAUUUGAUCUGGCUGCUUGGAUAAACAGGGGUUUCUUUUCUUAAUUGAAGUAGCGCUGUUUUAUAUCCUGACAAGCAUCGCCGUCGGCGUUUCUCCUCUGGCUUGUUUCCGAGCAUCACAGCUUCCAGCGCAUCCGUGAUGCUACGCACCGCCGAGUGUAUCUUUACUGAUGGCGAGUCGUGCCCCACGGUGCGGAGACCACACCUUUGCCCACGCCUCUGUUGUCGGGCGCUUAGGUUGCAACACCGCAGGGCUGUCGUGAGCAGUGCGGUGGGCACAGGAGUGCAGCUUGACGAAGAGGAAUUUUCCAGGAGAAGCUGAGCCAUCUCAGGUUAAGGUGGCCAGGCCGUGACAGCCUGGGCCUCCGGGGCCCUGGGGGGGAGAACAGUUCGGUCAGAAACUGGGUGAAGAUCACUGAGGAAAACCACAAUGAAAUACCCAUCGACUUAAAAGUCACAAGCUCACAAGUGGGAGUUGGCACUGGGUAGCAAGACCAUGUAAGGAAAGCACGCCCUGUCGGCCUUUACGCAGCGUUAAGGCACCAGGGUGUUCACCCAUCUCCUAGCGUAAAAUAAAAAAUGGAACCUCCCCUAAACAAAUUGAAAAUAGGAGACUCUUGAUAUAGGUCGUGGAUGGAUUCACUUGACCAGCUUGAAGAAGCAACUGCUGAGAAAAUAGGCCCCUCCGGGUGAGAGUCCAUGGCAGUUAGACGGUACCUUGUAGUCUUUUAGACUCUUGAAAUUCUUAUGCAAAUAAAAUAUAUUUGCACCCAAAAAAGCAACCAGUUUUGCAAAGCUAAUAGUAAAAAGAAAUGACACACAGUGUGGAGGGGAAUUGGGACAACGCAGCGGGAGUUCCGCUAGCAGGUGGGCGCCUGCGUGGGGCGCCCUGAGCAGGGCUGAGGAGCAGAGAACCCCGUUCCUCCUGUGCAGUGUGCACGAGGUGGGUGCGGCGGCCCUGGAGCCGGCCAGUCCCGCCAUGGAGUCCUGCGCCCUCCGGGGCCUGACCUUGGCCCUGACCGCUGCAGCCUGGUAACCCACCCUGAGACCCAGAGUGCCCCGGAAGGCUGGUGCAAGCCUGGGUGGGCUCGAAGAGGACCCAGGGAGCCGUGGAGGCUCCACGCCUGCCCCAGGCCGGCUCCACCCGCAGGAGAGUAUCAUGCACCUUGGGGUGCAUCAUGCCUCCCCUCCCCCCGCAGGAGUUCAGGGUAACUAGCCAGUGUCCGGGCUUUUAUUUGCCUCCGGACCUCAUCUGAAUGCUGUUGGGACUCGCUCUGAGACUGGGCCUGCUGGUGGGUGUGGCGUGGGUGUGGCUGCCGGCUUCCGGCCCGUCCAGUGUCUCCUUUCUCCCCUGCGCCCUCUGUAACUUCCCGGCCACUGCAGCCUCCAGGCCCGGGCGCGAGCCCACUUGCGGGUGCCCACAGCUGCUCCCGGUGCCCACCGCCCUGCCCACGGGUCCACGCGCCCCCCUGGACCCGAGGCCGUGGGUGAGAGCCGCAUAAAAGCCUGGGCAUCACCCUGCAGGGGGCUGUAAGAUGGCGAUGGUCUAAGCUGGGACCUGGAGGAUGGGGGGGCGCUUGGGGGUGGCUGGGUGAGGUGCUGGGCGAACGCAGUUCUGUCAGAUGGCUUUAGGGGUUCCCCCCUUUCUGACCCUGUCUAGUUUUAAAGAAACAAUGACCUUGUGCUGAAGAACAUAAUUGAACUAUUUCCAGGGGAGGGUGGGGAGGACUCUGGUGCCUCGGGGGCGUGAAGCCGAGAUGAUCACACCAGAGAGGAGAAAGCCUCUCCCUUGCAGAUUACCAGUGUGAUGUGAAACAACGGUGCUACAUUAUGUCCAGUAACAACGAAGGCCAAGGGAGCGAAGCAACGGGUGAAUCUGAAGCCUGCGGUGUGUAUGGCACCGGCCUAGCCAGGGCGUUAGUGGGCGCUGUGCGAGUCUCCGAGGGUGGGGGGGGUUCUUCAUGACGCACCUCUAGGCGUGAGGAGAGACCCAAAAGAGCCCUAUUAUUUAGCUUAAAAAAUGUAAGCUGGGGGGCCCUGCCUGGUGGCUCAGCGGGUUAAAGCGCUGCACUAAGAAG
This is a messenger RNA of Condylura cristata (star-nosed mole), 3530 nucleotides long. It is a transcript of the gene MRPS6, whose product is annotated as mitochondrial ribosomal protein S6. NCBI's taxonomy places the organism in Eukaryota, Metazoa, Chordata, Mammalia, Eulipotyphla, Talpidae. Gene Ontology annotation, biological process: translation. Gene Ontology annotation, molecular function: structural constituent of ribosome; small ribosomal subunit rRNA binding. Gene Ontology annotation, cellular component: ribosome; mitochondrial small ribosomal subunit. The transcript is spliced from 4 exons. The record is from RefSeq and is a predicted model, not a curated record. Bases 110 to 583 code for a protein of 157 amino acids.